Messenger RNA from Spirodela intermedia, 7715 nucleotides. The record is from the annotation of a GenBank genome assembly. NCBI's taxonomy places the organism in Eukaryota, Viridiplantae, Streptophyta, Magnoliopsida, Alismatales, Araceae.
AUGGGGGAUGCCGGCGACGUUUCCAAGGAAUAUGCUGCGGGUUUCGCUGCUGGUAUCGCCACGGUCGUCACCGGCCACCCUUUCGACACUGUCAAGGUAGCCAGAUGCUCCUCUGUUGUGCGUCUCAUACCAAUCGCAAUUAUCCUAGGGAAACAAGCUGUCGUUCUUACCUAUAAUGCUCUUCUAUUAGUAUGCUGCUAGUGGCCAACGUGUUUGGAGGGGACUCCCAUCUCUUAAUUCCGGCCGAAGUGUGAUAUAUUUGUCAUGGCUGAUAGAUUGGCGUAGCCUUUCUUCCUAGAGUCUCCUAGUUUUCUUCGUGAUUGCCGUGUUUUCCGUAAAUGAGGCUUCAAUCCCAUUCUUCGCUUCAUUUAUGGAUAAUGAAGCGUGCCAUUUUUUCUACAAGUAUGAUAUCUGUGGCUCUGUGAGCUGAUUAGAUGCUGAUGAGCUUUCUUUCUUUUCUUCGGAUAGUUCAGUGAGAUGAAACCUCUCGUCAGGAGAUAAAACCCAAGGGUAUCUGUGUUUGUUGAUUUGAAGGGUCCUACGAAUGACCUUUUGUUUGAUUGGUCCCUCCCAUUAAGCCUCAAUGGUUUAUGAAUUAACAUUUUAAAUGACGAACAGAAAUUAAGUUAAAAACUUAUAGGAAGUUAUUCCGUGAGCAGCCUGGAGGGCCUGCAGUGAAACUGUUUAGAACUCUUUAGACUAAAGUGGGUGGAACUUUUGCGAUUUAAAAUUGCUUAAGACCUCAGCUGAAUUGUUGUCUUCCUUAACUGAUUCUCUUCGUUAAACUGUCCUCUGUCCUUCAAUUGUCUCACUUUUGCCCUAGGCCAAGUCCAUGUGUCUUGAAAUACAUCACGAACAGGAAUAAUAUUUAAAGACAAUAUUCUGGCAACUUGGCUAUUUUAGCAUAAACAUUACCUAUUGAUGAUCCUCGUUCGGCUACCUCACUAGGUAUUUUUUCUUUAUUUUUGAUUCUUUUUCAUGUUGCAGAAUGUUCUCAUUUGCCAUGAUGUGUUCAUUUACAUGUUGCACCAUUAAAUGUUUUACAACUUACCUCCCUCAUGCAUUAGACUUUCUAUUCCUGUUCCUUUAGUUUCAUACCCUAUCAAAGUUCAUCAUGGUGUCUCUCUACGUUUCUAAUUAUAUUUUGCCUCAUCUUUGUCAAAACACUUCGCAAGACCCCUUGUGUGAUAAGGAUGAAUUUUUUCUUACUAUUCAGUGUUUCAUUUUGUAGAACUUAGUCGUUGCAUUGAUAGACAGCUAGGACACAGAUCGAUCUGUGUUAAGGCUGAUAUUGUGAGUUGGGCUUUGCCUUACAUUCAGAGGGAACUUUUUUUAAUUUUCUUGUGUUCAAUAUUUUCUUUUCUUGCUCAUUCUCUUUGGUCUUAACUUGUAGGAAUUAGUGUUUUCUUUGAUUCCGAAUAAUCAGAAGAUGCAUUGAACGGCUGUUGGAAUAUCUCUCUUGGAGCCUCUUGUUCUUCUAGUUGAAGUUUUAAAAUGAAUCUCUUCCUCUGUUUGUGCCAAAAUCUUCAUCUCGUAUCUAUGAUUGGUGAAUCUUGCCUCAUUAUAGAGCACCUUCCUUUCCCGUGACUUAAUCCCAUCCUGUAAACUAGUGAUUGUUUUCUAUCUAUUCUCAUCCAUACACCCCAUUAAAAACUCCAGGGCCAAACAUUGGUUCAAAAACUAUUUUCCAGUGUACUUAGGUUUCAAAUACUCAGAUUUUUCGCUAAUCGAACAUACCUGCUUCAGAUUCAAGUUUGGUUGCAGACGAGAAAUGAAAGUAAAAUAAGAGGAUAGAAGGAAUAUGGACAUAAUAAGAAAGAUGAAAAAUCUGCUUCUUGAGUUCCUGCACAAUUAAGCUAUAAUGGGAAACAUGGCUCAGAAGCACUCUGGAACAAGUUCGCAUCUUUUAUUUGAAGCGUUAAAACAAUUAGUACAGUUUCACACAAAAAAUCGGUUUGUAAUUAUCUACUUGAUUUGUGUAAGACAUUCGGUUGUCAUAUCAUCACCGAAAAAUAUCCUGCUCAUUCACUUGUAUCCUUGUUUUCUUUUAUAAUUAUUUUCAAUUAGAAGAUUUUGUAAUAAAUUAAAUUAUUUUCUUCUUUCUUAAUUCAGUGCCAGUGGAGAAAGACUCUUGAGUCACACCAUCCUAUGUUAACCUUGCAGAAGCGGACGUUUCUUUUAUUACUUUCGCUAUUUUGCCCUUGUUAGUAUUCAUUUUUGAGCGUUUUAUUACAUUAUUUUGGGAUCUUUCUUUUAAACCAUAAGAAGUUCCAUUCGACGAUUUGGUAUAUUGACCGAUUCGACUUAAUUCAAUAAUUUAUUAUUUGGUCAUGUUUGAUUGAAAUUUGUUAGUUCUAUGGAAUCUACAUUUGAUUAACCUUUAAAAAAAAGUGGUCUCUACCUUUCAAUGAAACCUUUCACGUGUAGUUAUAAAAUGAAGAAAAGGAUGAAGAUGAAUAAUUAUGGAGAGAGGAUUGGUGAGGAAAAGGAAGAUGGGAUUAUGAAGCUGCCUUAAUCUUAGUGCUGCUGUUGUUGUUACCGUCAUCACUUCACUACCUGAUUCCUGUCUGUCACAGUGAUAAUCUUAUUCUUUUCUUUUUCCGAGCAUUCUUCAUUCUGUCUCACUCUUCUUUCUAUCUCCGACUUUUUUUUAUUCAACUCCUCAGAUCUGCUGCGACUGCAACAGGUUUGUUAAUAGGGUUAAGGUGCAUAAAGAGAUAAUAAAACUCCAUACUGAAUAAUCAAAUUAAUUUAGGAUUACUGACAGUGGGUGAUAUAUUACUGAAUUAGAAAGGUUUAUUUUGUUCACUAACUUUGGAGACCUUUAUGCUUUGUUGAAGGUUGUUUUAUGUCUGAAUUUAAAAGCUUUCUUUGUGAGUUCCUUGUCUCUCUUCCUAAACUUCUGUUCAGGUUAAAGGCAGCCCUUGAAAUUGCUUAAAUCGUCUGAAGAGCUAGAGAUAGUUGGAAUCUAACUUCACGUUCUGUUUCCAAUGUUAAAUCUUGGUGUCUAUUCUAGUUUUUAGGGGUAGCAAGUUUCUUCUUUUGUAUCCUUUAUGUCAAUAUCAAUAUUUACGAAAAGUCCACAAGCAGGCUUAAAGAUUUUCCACAAUAUCAAUAUUCAGUAAUCUUGCCAAGUAUGUCAGAGGAAAGCAUGCCGACCAUUCUUGUUUAAGAUCUUGUUAGAUGAGUAGAGGAAGUUCUGAUGAACGUGUGUCAUUUUUUCUGCGUGUCAUUCUAUUCACAGGUGGUAUUUCUUUUAUUUUAUAACAGUGCACUUGUUUCACCUUAAAAAAGAGGUCAAAGAUAAACUUUUUCACCACUUCUCAAAUGUGAAAUGCUCCAGAGCACUCUUUAUAGUACUAGGCUGUAGAGGUUCUUUCUUUCAUGCGGAAAGUCUGUGCAAAGGUUUCUUGGGUAUAUCUUUGCGCAGGAAUUUGAAAAAUGAGUGCAAACCUGAAACAUCUUAAGUAGUUUUAGCACGUUCCUCGUAACUUUUGAAGGUUAAAUUUUUUUGUGAUGAAGUACUAUUUAGGAUAGAAAUAGAGGCUGGUGUUUUAAUCUUAUAAUUAUUUUAACGAAUUGCAUUUCAUGACACUGCAGUACAAGUACUUUGCUGGGAGUCUGAUUUCUAUAUUCUGUCAUGAUGACAUGUCUAUCAGGUUAAGUUGCAAGCUCAUAAUACUAAGGGGAAGAAGGUGUAUAAUAAUGCUUUCCAGUGCACAGUUCGGAUAUUGAGCAAUGAAGGGGUAGGUUUUUGUGCUUUUAUUUCAUAGAUAUGUCAAUACCAUGUUUUUCGGGUUAGAAUGCUCAAUUUAUUGUCUGUGCCUCAUUCUUAGAAAUUUCAAAAAUAGUUCGUAGAUAGUUAAGAAUGGGAUAAUCUUUAAAUUUGGAAUCAGGUGGAAUACCUGUUGUGACUGCUUGCAUAUUGUUUUCGUUCUUUUGGUGGAAGAGCUGAUCCAUUUUGAUUUUUUUUUAUUUCAUUCCAAUUUAACGUGCAAAAGUCAGACUGACGGUGUUCCCAUCAAUAAAUAUGUUAAAUUUUAAGUUAAUAAUUUUUUGGUCUUUAUUAUAACUUCAUUACUUUAGUUGGCAACUUGGUUCAUCUUCCUGGAGUGGGCUUCAGUCAUUCAGUCUCUCUCAUUUUUUUGAUGUAAAUCAUUGUCUCUGAAUCCGUUCAGAUGACCAGAUUAGUUGAGCUCUUUUAAAUCCAAUGAAGGAUUGUGACCUAGAUAAUGCUGGCCUGAAAAUUAGCCUGUUGACUUGGAAUGAGACUUUUCUUUAACUACGUCUAGGUCGCCAUUUCAGGCCAGGAUAGGAGAAAUAUAUUCUGUAUCAUCGAUUAUAGUCCUCCCUAUGUGGCUGUUAUCUUUUAUCUCAGCUAGAAAAUACCUAGGGUGUUAUAUGCAGCAUCUAAUUUUUAUACUCUAAUACUUCCCCUCAAGUUAGAGCAUAGCUAUCAUAUGGUUAGCUUGUUCUAUAGACAAGAAAGGAAGUCACAGCCAGAGCUGUGGAUACUAAAUCUGAAAGAUAGUCUUCUGAGGUUGUAAAGGGAAUUACAAUCGUCUUAGACAUAAUGGGGACACAGAUGAAGUUCCAAUCACUUUCAGCAGGCUUGUUCCGUUUGUGAAUCAUAGGAUUAUGAGCUUGUUGAUGGUGUCUUGGGAAUCAUCUUGCAUGAUCAAGAUUCUCUGUAGACAACACGAGUAAUCUCUGAGAGGAUUGGGCAACUUUAUCUCACAUGCAUUAUGGACCAUAUCUCCAUCUUUAAGCUCUGCACUUGGUUGAGCCACAACAGUUUCUUUAUUACUUUUCUAUGUCACUGGAUUUCCACUAGCAUAAAUGGAAUCUCCUGAACCAAAUGUCCUGUCAAGGGAUGGAUGGCAUUGUGUAGUUGGCAUCAGAAAGAGCUUCAGGGUGUAGAUGGCUUGUAUGGUAAUAUAAGAGAACUUUACUUGGAGAGACCUUGAUAUAGUGGAUGAUCUUCACAACCAAUGACGUUGUUUUGGUUCUGCGUGAACUUAUUGACGUCUUGGCGUGGAGACCUUGUGUCCGAGAGGUCAUUUAGACUUAGUUAUGUUCAAGUUUCUAGCUCAUGUUGAAGAGGCAGAGUUAAGAGUCCCUACUGAAACAUUGUAAAUCAUUCUAUAAGCUCCUUGGUCUAGUGAAAGGGAACAACGACAGCCGCCAAUCGAAAUGCUUGAGGGGGAGACUUGUAAGUGGAAGUGGAGGAACAAUGACAUCUGGUUGGUGUUCUGACCUCGUUGGACUAAGAUGACUUGAGGAGUCCCGUGUGUAUUAUGUCAAGCUCCCCAGAAAUGAGAUCAGAGGAGUUAGGUAUCAAAAUCCGUAAACAAAUAUUUCUCCAGUUACCUGGUUGACAUUUCCAUCGAUUAUAACAAUGCAAUAUCAUCAAGUCCUGUGAAAUUAAAGAGGCCUAGACUCACAUAGAUUCUUUUCGUUGACCUUAAUACUUUGACAGAGUGGCCUAUAUCAUACUAUCAACUUAAUGGCUAGUUUCUUUGUAUAAAUUCUUGCAGAAUAUCACCUCAUGUUAGGAAAAUUAUUUCUUGUAAAUGAGAGUCCAGCUGCAUAGACUCUCAUUUACGUUAGGAAAGUUAUUUCUUGUCUAACAGUCAUUGUUCCAUGUUAACUGCAUGAAGGUGAAGUUAGCUCGAUCGCCAUCAAUACAUCUAGAUACUGGGAGAGUAAAUUUUUCCAAGUCUAGCCAUGUGAAUGGGACUAUUAGGGACACUAUCAAUGACAGGUUGAUCUCAGGUUAUUGAAGUGACGAAAUACGGGUGUUGCAAUUAAAAUGGAUCUUGAAAUUAUUGGUAAGAACAUGUAAUGAGAACAGAGAGUCAAUAAAAAUGUUGUCACCUUGAAACUUUUAUGUUAGAAGCUUUUAAGGCCAAUGACUCUAGAAGCUUGAUGUAGUGCGAUCCGUUCAUCUUGAUAAACAGUCAUUGUUAAUUGUUUGCAUAAAGCAGUUUCCAAAUCAUACUUAAAUCAAGCAUCCUUUUAGUUUGUUAUGAUCGAGAUAUCAUCUGGCAACUAUUAAUUUGACUUUUCAAAAGUACUAGUUUAUGUUAUUAAUAAAUUUUUAAGUUUCAUAUCACACGAAUGUAGUUGAGAAUUAGGAGACUUUGACCACAUAGUCUUCUCUCAAUGGCCAAAUGAGGACUUCACGGGGACAGAAUAGUAGUCCUUUAUCAAUGUUUCUCUAUCAAACAAUUCAACAUGCAAAACUCAUUGCUUGAAUUUUUGAAUAAAGCAAAUAUUUUAUUUGCUUUUUGGCUACGAACUUUUACUAUAUGCAAAAGAAACUCUACAAUUCAAAUAGGAAGUGAACAAAUAUCGAUUUUUUUGGUCAUGUUAGUAUCAUAUUUGUCCCAUGCAGAAUCAUGGAUUGCAGUGUUCUUUUAAUCUUUAUCUAUCUGCAUUGUAUACGGCUCUUGUGAUGGUUUCAACAGGUUAAAGGACUAUACAGAGGUGCAUCAUCUUCAUUUAUUGGACUGGCGUUUGAGAGCUCUCUUAUUUUUGGGAUAUAUUCGCAAAUGACUCACGCAUUACAGGUUUUCAAAACUUUGUUGUGCCCUUUCACGACUGUCAUACUGUGAAUUUCAUUAAUUUUUGGUCUGCAAUUCUCUUUCCUUUGACCAAUGUUUUUCUUAUUUUUUAUGUUUAAAUACUUUUAUAGGGAAAAACGGAGAGAAAUCUCCCACAGCUUGAGAUAAUUGUUCCUUCGGCGGGAUUUGGAGGAGCAAUAAUCAGCUUUAUAUUAUGUCCUUCAGAGCUAAUAAAAGUAUGUGUUUCUCUCCAACUACCUCGGUGUAAUUUCCCUCACGAGCGCUGACAUUUAACUCUAAGAUAAAUUAUUCAGUGUAGAAUGCAAGUUCAGGGGUGUGGCUCUGCGAUUUCUAAAUAUACACAUUACAGUGGACCUCUUGCUUGUGCUUUGCAAACAAUAAAGAAUGAAGGAGUAAACACUGCACCCAUCUCUUUUGAGACGCGCUUGCAUAAUUUUUUUUCCUGUGGAUAUUAUUCACCUGAUUGAUUUAGUCCUCAGAUCCAAGGCAUAUACCGCGGUGGCGUUGCAACUCUGCUGAGGGAGUCCAUUGGAAAUGCCGUCUUCUUUAGUACAUAUGAGUUCAGUCGUUACUACAUGCGCCCCCAUUUCAACCCCGAUUCAUCUGGGCUUACCAACCGACAGAAGCUGCUCAUGGAUGUUGGAUCCGGCAUUUUCAGUGGCGGGCUGGCUGGAAUGGCGGUAUGUCUCAGUAAGUUAGCUAAGCCUCGUGGUAGACGCUUGAAGAUUUCCGUCUCCUCAUAAAAGCGUUGGAAAUCCUGUUUGGCAGUUCUGGUCUGCUGUUCUUCCUCUGGACGUCGCGAAGACCGUGAUUCAGACUGCCCCGGAUAGAAACGCCAGCAGAAACCCUCUCCGGACUAUCCACACGGUACGUGGAUGCUCUAGUAAUGUCCACCGGGUCUCCAUCAAACUGCGUAAGAGCUGAGCUUUUUUCUGCCGGGUUGAUCUUUGCUAGAUUUACACAAGGGUUGGACUCGGAGGUUGCUAUGCCGGCCUUGGGCCGACGUUGUUGAGAGCAUUCCCUGCAAACGCUGCUGCCAUUGUUACGUGGGAGCUCACAGCAAAGGCCCUUGGUCUCAAACGCGCGCAGUUUGCCGAGGUCUGUGUGGAUACGGUCCUAUUCUCCUGA